GCGGUGCAGUGGUGUUCCGGCAGUGGUUGUGCGGCGGCACCGGUGUCUAGUGGUGAGUGGGAGAAGAUGGGAGGGAAAGUGAAUGAAGAAGGGUAGAAAAUCUGAAAAAAAUUAGGGAAUGAGUAAGGAGAGGAGAGAAAAGGAAAUAUAAAUAUAUAAAUACGGUAUAAAUAUACCGUAUUUAGGGCGUUACUAGGAUAUUCUAGGGUAUUGUUUAGCAAAGCCGUCCAAAACCUAGUCUUUUCUAGUAAAGAAAAUCGAACCUAUGAGAGCGAAACGAGUAAUCGAGUAGAAUACGAAAUUUGUUGAAAUGUUUCGAACUUUCGAUGAAAUUGCUGUCAGACUCAAACUAACUGAGAAUGAGCUAAAUCAGCUAAUACAAUUACGCCUUACGCGAUGGAGAGUGGGGUACAAAGAUGGAUUGUUGACAUAUCAGAAUGGAACCCUUCACCCGCACAAUUCUGCUCUGCAGUCUCAGUUCUUCCCCAACACCAACAAUCGUUCAUUACGAGAUAUGUGAAAAUGGAAGACAGGAAACGGGCAUUGGUGAGCAGGCUGCUUCAGUAUGCUAUAAUACAUGAAGUGUUGGAAAUUCCAUUUGAUGAGAUAAUUAUCAGGUCAACUGUUGAAGGCAAGCCCUAUGUGCACUUCGACAGAAUGCGACCAAAAUUUCGAAAUUUCAACUUCAGUGUCAGCCAUCAUGGUAAUUUUGUGGCUAUUGCAUCUGAACCAUUCUGUCUUGCGGGCUUGGAUAUAGUGUUCCAUGAAAUUCCUGUGAAGGAGACUACCCAACAAUUCAUCAACAGUUUCUCAUCAUAUUUCUCAAGUAUGGAGUGGGACAAGAUAAAUAGUGCUGGUACUUGUGAUGAUAUGCUGGAAAGACUUUACAGAUAUUGGAGUCUGAAGGAAGCAUUCGUUAAAGCAAUAGGGAGUGGACUAAGUUAUAGGUUGGAUGCCUUGGAGUUUAAUCACGUCAACUGGACCAACAUUUAUGUGAAAUUACACGAUGAAGAACUGAGACACUGGAAAUUUUGGCAUUUGGAAUUGAAGAAGAGACACUAUGUUUCCAUCGCUCGGGGUUCUCCACGUAUGGCCAUUGAGAGUUUUAAGCAAACACUUGGACAGAUAGAUAUUGAUGAAGAUGGACAUGAUUCAAGAUUUAAUCUCCGGAAUCCAAUUUUCAUAUGGAAAACUGUAGACCAACUCAUACCUACUUAGUUCUUCUAUCUAUAUGCCUGAGCAUAAGCUCCUUUGCUUAGAUAUAUUUAGUGCUUGACGGUUGCAACUGCCAAGCUCAACUAAAGAGUGAUGAAGUUAUCUUGCAUUUUCGAUGCCA
Beta vulgaris subsp. vulgaris (sugar beet) is the source of this 1336-nucleotide messenger RNA. RefSeq lists its product as uncharacterized. NCBI's taxonomy places the organism in Eukaryota, Viridiplantae, Streptophyta, Magnoliopsida, Caryophyllales, Amaranthaceae. Gene Ontology annotation, cellular component: cytosol. Gene Ontology annotation, molecular function: magnesium ion binding; holo-[acyl-carrier-protein] synthase activity. The record is from RefSeq and is a predicted model, not a curated record. The coding region runs from base 397 to 1218 and encodes 273 amino acids. The transcript has 5 exons.